Molecule: messenger RNA, 1188 nt
Organism: Thermothielavioides terrestris NRRL 8126
Lineage: Eukaryota; Fungi; Ascomycota; Sordariomycetes; Sordariales; Chaetomiaceae
Exons: 4
Coding region: 183-911 (242 amino acids)
Biological process (GO): regulation of microtubule polymerization or depolymerization; protein localization to microtubule plus-end; spindle assembly
Cellular component (GO): microtubule plus-end; spindle midzone; cytoplasmic microtubule
Molecular function (GO): microtubule plus-end binding
Source: RefSeq, a predicted model, not a curated record
CCUCUCCUGCAGCGAAAGAAAGUUCUCCCAUAUCGCACUUCAUCGCUGCCUGCUCCCCUUCCAAACGCCGCCCUCCACAGGCCGCACGCCUUCACUCGUUCCCCGUCUCUCGUGGCGAAAGCGUCCCUCGCAUCCGUUUCGGUAAACCACACAGCCGUCCAUCGAGACCUCCAGCAGUCAAGAUGGGAGAGUCUCGGCAAGAACUCGUGCAAUGGCUCAACAGCCUGCUGCAGCUCAACAUCACCAAGGUCGAGCAGUGCGGAACUGGCGCCGCCUUUUGCCAGGUGUACGAUAGCAUCUUCCUCGACGUGCCCAUGUCCCGAGUCAAGUUCAACGUCAACACCGAAUAUGCCUACAUCCAGAACUUCAAGAUCCUGCAGAACACCUUCACGAAGCAUCAGAUCGACCGGUCCAUCCCCGUCGAAGCGCUCGUGAAGUGCAAGAUGCAGGACAACCUGGAGUUCCUGCAGUGGACGAAGCGGUUCUGGGACCAGCACUACCCGGGCGGCGAGUACGACGCGGUCGGCAGGCGGAAAGGCAGCGCGCUGCCCCCCAGCCGGCCAACCCCCCGGGCGCCCAGCGGCGCCGCCAGACGUCCCGGCGGCACGACUCCGACCAUGGGUGUUUCCCGAGCCCCCGUCAAGCCCGCGGGCGGCGCGGCGACCGCGGCUCUGCAGCAGGAGAACAACACGCUCAAGGAGAUGGUCGUCGGCCUCGAGCGGGAGCGCGACUUCUACUUCGGCAAGCUGCGCGACAUCGAGCUCCUGAUCCAGCAGCUGAUCGAGGAGGAUCCCGAGCUCGAGAAGCAGGAGGACGGGCUCGUCGUGCAGAUCCAGAACAUCCUCUCCGCGACCGAGGAGGGAUUUGAGAUCCCGGAGCCGGAACAAUACGACGACCAAGAGACUUUCUAAGGGUGGACAACGACCGUUCUUCGGGGGAAUGGACGGGAUGGAAAAGGAGUUUUGCGGAGGUAAUAUCGGCUACGGGGCUCGUCCCUAGGCACAUGAUGCAUACGACUUCGGAGCGCGGUUGGUAAAGGCGGGAAGGGCGUAUCUGGUAUGGAGUUGCCCUCUAUACCCUUGCACUGCUUUGGUGCUGCUCCAUGACGCUCUUGGCUGUUUUAGCAUAGCCCUGCGCAGUUACACUGUCUGUGAGAACUGUAGAGAAUGAGAGUGAGAGUUGACCCAG